This is a messenger RNA of Jatropha curcas, 2060 nucleotides long. It is a transcript of the gene CYP86A1, whose product is annotated as cytochrome P450, family 86, subfamily A, polypeptide 1. Lineage: Eukaryota; Viridiplantae; Streptophyta; Magnoliopsida; Malpighiales; Euphorbiaceae. Gene Ontology annotation, molecular function: heme binding; oxidoreductase activity, acting on paired donors, with incorporation or reduction of molecular oxygen; monooxygenase activity. The record is from RefSeq and is a predicted model, not a curated record.
UUGCGAUGCAACUACUCAGGCGACUCUAAUAGAAACCAGUAGCAAUCGGUUUAUGGUUUUCUUGCAUAUUCUUUCAGCCACAGUGUCUAUCAAACCAACAUCAACCCAAUUGUUCUAAAUUUCUCAACAACUUUCUCCUAAAAAAUUUCUUUUAAUACCAUUCUUUAUAUAUAACUCUUCCAUGUCGUCUCUUUCACUGUCUAAAUCUUAACACCAUAACCAUCAAAUGGAGAUCUCACCUUUCUUCUUUACCUUAGCAACUGUUACAUUUGCUUAUCUCUUUUGGUUCCAUCUUCUUGCUCGUAAACUUACCGGUCCUAAAGUAUGGCCUAUAGUAGGAAGCUUGCCUUUUCUUUUCAAGAACAGAAGACAAAUCCAUGAUUGGAUUGCUAGUAAUCUCCGGUCUACCGGAGGUGCGUCGACUUAUCAAACGUGUACUAUAGCUCUCCCUUUCUUUGCUCACCGGCAAGGAUUUUAUACUGUCACUUGCCAUCCCAAGAACUUGGAACAUAUUCUUCGAACACGAUUCGAUAACUAUCCCAAGGGUCCUCAUUGGCAAACUGCAUUUCAUGAUCUUCUUGGGCAAGGGAUUUUUAAUAGUGAUGGAGAUACUUGGCUUAUACAACGUAAAACUGCAGCUUUAGAGUUCACUACGAGGACUUUAAGGCAAGCAAUGGCUCGAUGGGUUAACCGGACAAUCAAGUCUCGGUUAUGGAGCAUUUUGGAUAAAGCUGCUAAUGAAAAGAUUGUAGUAGACUUGCAAGACUUGUUACUCCGGUUAACUUUCGAUAAUAUAUGUGGACUCACCUUUGGUAAAGAUCCUCAAACACUCUCUCCAGAAUUGCCUGAAAACCCUUUCGCUGUCGCCUUUGAUACUGCUACAGAAGCUACGCUUCAACGGCUUCUUUAUCCUGGUUUCUUAUGGAGAAUUGAGAAGAUUUUAGGAAUUGGAGCUGAGAAGAGACUAAAAAAGAGCCUUAAAGUUGUAGAAAAAUAUAUGGACGAAGCCAUAGCAGUACGUAAAGAAAAUCCAUCAGAUGACUUAUUAUCAAGAUUCAUGAAGAAAAGAGACGUCGAUGGUAAUCAUUUUCCAAUCUCAGUUCUCCAAAGAAUUGCUCUAAACUUCGUUCUUGCCGGCCGCGACACCUCAUCAGUUGCUCUUAGCUGGUUUUUCUGGCUAGUCAUGAACCAUCCUGAAGUUGAAGCCAAGAUCGUUCAAGAAAUAUCAGCUAUACUUGAAGAAACUCGAGGAAAUGAUCAUCAAAAAUGGCUUGAAGAGCCUUUAAACUUCGAUGAAGCAGAUAAAUUAAUCUACCUCAAAGCGGCAUUAGCUGAAACCCUCCGGCUAUACCCUUCAGUGCCUCAAGACUUCAAAUAUGUUGUAUCAGAUGAUAUUCUACCGGACGGUACAUUUGUUCCGGCUGGUUCAACUGUUACCUAUUCUAUAUAUUCUGUAGGGAGAAUGAAGAGCAUAUGGGGUGAGGAUUGCCUGGAGUUCAAUCCAGAGAGAUGGCUAUCAGCAGAAGGAAACAAAUUUGAACCUCCUAAAGAUGGUUACAAGUUUGUCUCCUUCAAUGCAGGACCCAGAACUUGUUUAGGGAAGGACUUGGCUUACCUGCAAAUGAAGUCUGUAGCUUCUGCAAUACUGUUGCGUUACAGGUUAUCUCUGGUUCCCGGUCACCGUGUCCAGCAGAAGAUGUCUCUUACAUUGUUCAUGAAGAAUGGGCUUCGUGUGUUCUUGCAUCCUCGUAUGCUUGCAUAGGUGUGGGGUGCUGUCUUUCUCUCAACUGUGCAUUAAUAUGGAGGCUUCACUGAAUAUAUAAGGGGUAAUAUAGUGAUUUAGUCAUACAUUUUCUUCCCUUUCAUUGCUUUCUGCUGAAGGGCAUAUAAGUUUUAUAUAUAUAUAAUUUGUUUUGAUUUUCAUGUUUACAUUUGUUGUUUGUUUUGGGGGCAUACUAAAAAGUGAUUGUCUUGUAAUGUUCUACAUUCCAUGUCAACAUGAUGUGGGUUUUCGUAUAAUUGUUUCAAUAAAAUACACAUUACACUCUUGUUAACAUUAA